GUACCACGACAAGCAGGAGGUGACCAGCAACUUCCUGGGGGCCAUGUGGCUCAUCUCCAUCACCUUCCUCUCCAUCGGCUACGGGGACAUGGUGCCGCACACCUACUGCGGGAAGGGGGUCUGUCUGCUCACCGGCAUCAUGGGCGCCGGCUGCACGGCUCUGGUCGUCGCCGUGGUUGCCAGAAAGCUAGAGCUCACCAAAGCGGAGAAACACGUGCACAACUUCAUGAUGGAUACGCAGCUAACGAAGCGGGUGAAAAAUGCUGCUGCCAACGUACUCAGGGAAACGUGGCUCAUCUACAAACACACCAAGCUGGUGAAGAAGAUCGACCAUGCCAAAGUUCGGAAACACCAGCGUAAGUUCCUCCAAGCCAUCCAUCAAGCUCAGAAGCUGAGGAGCGUGAAGAUGGAGCAGCGCAAGCUGAACGACCAGGCCAACACGCUGGUGGACCUGGCCAAGACCCAGAACAUCAUGUACGACAUGGUCUCGGAGCUGCAGGAACGCAACGAGGACCUGGAGAAGCGCAUCAGCGCGCUGGAGGGGAAGCUGGAGGCGCUGGGGCUGAGCCUGCUGGCGCUGCCGGCGCUCGUCAGCCAAGCCAUCGGGCAGCAGCAGCGCGAGCUGCUGGGGAGCUGGGCCCCCCGCCUCUGCCCCGCCACCGCCCCNGGUCCCCAUGUCCCUGCACUGCGGGUGGGGGCUGGCACCCCAUGCACCACGAGGGAUGUGGCACGGCGGCUGCGGCGUGGAGGGAAGCCCAUGGCACCCGGCCCCCCAGACCCCCCCCACGCCCAGCCCCAGCCCCGCUACCCCGGCCCCUAG
Messenger RNA from Numida meleagris (helmeted guineafowl), 820 nucleotides. It is a transcript of the gene KCNN1, whose product is annotated as potassium calcium-activated channel subfamily N member 1. Gene Ontology annotation, molecular function: calmodulin binding; small conductance calcium-activated potassium channel activity. Gene Ontology annotation, biological process: potassium ion transmembrane transport. Gene Ontology annotation, cellular component: plasma membrane; neuron projection; neuronal cell body. Lineage: Eukaryota; Metazoa; Chordata; Aves; Galliformes; Numididae. The record is from RefSeq and is a predicted model, not a curated record.